Messenger RNA from Selaginella moellendorffii, 1971 nucleotides. RefSeq names its product probable serine/threonine protein phosphatase 2A regulatory subunit B''delta. Gene Ontology annotation, biological process: protein dephosphorylation. Lineage: Eukaryota; Viridiplantae; Streptophyta; Lycopodiopsida; Selaginellales; Selaginellaceae. The transcript has 12 exons. The coding region runs from base 180 to 1817 and encodes 545 amino acids. The record is from RefSeq and is a predicted model, not a curated record. Gene Ontology annotation, cellular component: protein phosphatase type 2A complex. Gene Ontology annotation, molecular function: protein phosphatase regulator activity; calcium ion binding.
UGACCUAAAAACUGAGAGAAGCAUUACACUGUGGCAGGGAAGCAGGAGCGCCUGGGCGCUGCGCCACGACUCUGGAUCGAGGAAGAGCUUCGCGAGAUCGCCAGCAGCUAGCGAAGCUCUUGAAUCGACGCCGCGCGUGAUCCGUGGAGAUCUUUGGCGCGGGUAGGGUUCGUGUGUGAAUGGAGUCGGCGAUGGCGGUGGACGUCGGUGUUCUUGAUCCGGAGCUGCUCCAGCUGCCGGAUUUGCCCUCUCCACCCACAAAGCCUGUCGCGUGUAGAAUGCGGCUGGAAGAUCUCUUCACGCAGUGGCUCUCUUUGCCGGAUACACAUCGACUGGUGCUGUCUUUGCUAGAAGAUGCCAAGGCAGGACUCGUGCUUCCAGUUCCAUCUUCCAGUCCAGGGAAUGGAAAUUCCGGGGGUGCGAUGUCAGCUCUUCCGGGAAUGUUUGCUGUUGGAAGCACACCGCCAUUGUCUCCUCGAAGCACCUCGGGCUCGCCACUUUCACCCAAGUCUCCCAUGAAAAGGACUGGAGCGAGUACUGGUUCUCCAUUAAAACGAGCUAGCGAACCGAUUAGAGAACAUAUCCCUCAAUUCUAUUUCCCAAAUGGUCCUCCUGCGCCGCAAGAUAUGGCGGAGCAAUGUCUGAAAAGGAUUGAUCAACUAUUUGCGGGGCAUUCUUAUGGUUUGCCAUUGUCAGCUUUUGCGCCUGUGACAAAGGAAGUAUGCAAGCUCCCUUCCUUUUUUUCUAGCUGUUUGUUCAAGAAGAUUGAUGUGGAGGACACGGGACUUGUGACAAGGGACAGGUUUAUCGAGUAUUGGCUUGAACAGAAUAUGCUCACAUCAGAUAUGGCUUCUCGUAUAUUCAACGUGUUAAAGAAACCUGACAAGAAGUAUAUUACUCAGGAGGAUUUCAAACCAAUCUUGAAGGAGCUUUUGAUGACUCACCGCGGUUUGGAAUUUCUUCAUGACACUCCUGAGUUUCAAGAAAGAUAUGCCGAGACAGUAAUGUACAGGAUAUUCUACCAUGUAAAUAGAUCUGGAAAUGGAAGGCUAUUGCUAAGAGAGUUGAGAAGAAGCAACCUUGUUGCAGCACUGCUUCAAGUAGACGAGGAAGAAGACAUCAACAAGGUCCUAAAAUAUUUUUCCUACGAACACUUUUACGUUAUCUACUGCAAGUUUUGGGAGCUUGACACGGACCACGACUUCUUAAUCGACAAGACUGACCUUUUGAGAUACGGCAAUCACGCUCUCACAUUUCGUAUAGUGGAAAGGAUCUUCUCACAGGUUCCAAGAAAGUUUACGAGUUCCGUGGAAGGAAAGAUGGGUUACGAGGACUUUGUGUGGUUCAUUUUAUCGGAGGAGGACAAAACGUCUGAACCAAGCUUGGAGUACUGGUUCAAAUGUAUCGAUCUGGAUUGUGACGGAGUGGUGACUCCAAACGAGAUGCAGUACUUUUACGAGGAGCAAUUGCAUCGCAUGGAGUGCCUAGCUCAAGACCCCGUCCUCUUCGAGGACAUAGUCUGCCAGAUGACGGACAUGAUCUGCCCAGAGAAGCAAGGGCAGCUAACGCUACGCGACCUGAAGAGGUGCAAGCUUUCUGGCAACUUCUUCAACAUUCUCUUCAAUCUGAAUAAGUUCGUGGCGUUCGAGACACGCGACCCAUUCCUCAUCCGACAAGAGAGGGAGGAUCCAACGCUAACAGAGUGGGAUCGCUUUGCUCACCAAGAAUACAUCCGCUUGUCGAUGGAGGAAGACGCGGAGGAUGCAUCAAAUGGAAGUGCCGAGGUGUGGGAUGAAUCUCUAGAGGCGCCAUUUUGAGUGUUUUUCGUGGUUCUGGUUUCCUUUUUCUUGGGUAGGAAGGUAGGCUCAGGCAGCAGCAACAGUGCUUUGUACAGUAAUUCUUCGUUGUCUCCAUUAUAUCUCUUCUUGGUUUAGAAAGCUCUUAACACGUAUUUGAUUCAUUCCUGAUCUA